Molecule: messenger RNA, 2800 nt
Organism: Capra hircus (goat)
Lineage: Eukaryota; Metazoa; Chordata; Mammalia; Artiodactyla; Bovidae
Gene: NAALAD2
Product: N-acetylated alpha-linked acidic dipeptidase 2
Exons: 19
Coding region: 26-2248 (740 amino acids)
Molecular function (GO): carboxypeptidase activity
Source: RefSeq, a predicted model, not a curated record
CCUCCCGCUGCGGCCCGAGGAAGCCAUGGCUCCGUCCGGGCGCCGACAGUACCUGUGGAUAUUCCUGGCCGCAGCGCUGGCGUCCUUCCUGGCUGGAUUUACAGUGGGUUGGCUUAGUAAGCCCCUCAAAGAUACGGCCACUUCAGCAGACAGUCACCAGAAUUUAAGGUGGAAACUGAUAUCUGAGAUGAAAGCUGAUAAUAUAAAAUCAUUUCUUCGUUCAUUUACAAAGCUACCUCAUCUGGCAGGAACAGAACAAAAUUUAUUGCUUGCCAAGAAAAUCCAAAACCAGUGGAAGAAAUUUGGACUGGAUUCAGCCGAGUUGGUGCACUAUGAUGUUCUCCUGUCUUACCCUAAUGAGACAAAUGCCAACUACAUAUCAGUCAUAGAUGAACAAGGAACUGAGAUUUUCAAUACAUCAUACGUUGAGCCACCACCGGAUGGAUAUGAGAAUGUUAAGAAUAUUGUACCACCCUAUAAUGCCUUUUCACCCCCAGGCGUGCCAGAGGGGGAGCUUGUAUAUGUGAACUACGCUCGUACUGAAGACUUUUUCAAACUAGAAAGAGAGAUGAACAUCAACUGCACUGGAAAGAUUGUUAUUGCCAGAUAUGGGAGAAUCUUCAGAGGAAACAAAGUUAAAAAUGCCAUGUUGGCAGGAGCCAAGGGAAUCAUCUUGUACUCAGAUCCCGCUGACUACUCUGCUCCUGGGGUACAGCCAUAUCCCAAAGGGUGGAACCUUCCUGGAACUGCAGCCCAGAGAGGGAAUGUGUUAAAUCUGAAUGGUGCUGGUGACCCCCUCACUCCAGGUUAUCCAGCUAAAGAAUAUACCUUCAGACUUGAUGUUGAAGAUGGAGUGGGAAUUCCCCAAAUCCCUGUACAUCCCAUUGGAUAUAAUGAUGCAGAAAUAUUAUUACGCUAUUUGGGAGGAACUGCUUCACCAGAUGACAGCUGGAAGGGAGGUCUUAACGUGAGUUACAACAUUGGGCCUGGCUUUAUAGGACAUGAUUCUUUCAGGAAGGUUAGAAUGCAUGUUUAUAAUAUCAAUAAAAUCACAAGGAUUUACAAUGUAAUCGGAACUAUCCGAGGAUCUGUGGAACCUGACAGAUAUGUUAUUCUGGGAGGUCAUCGGGACUCCUGGGUAUUUGGAGGCAUUGACCCAACCAGUGGGGCUGCUACUUUGCAAGAAGUUGCCCAGAGUUUUGGGAAACUGCUCAGUAGUGGCUGGAGACCAAGAAGAACUAUCAUUUUUGCCAGCUGGGAUGCAGAAGAAUUUGGACUUCUGGGUUCCACAGAAUGGGCUGAGGAGAAUGUAAAAACACUCCAGGAGCGAAGUGUUGCUUAUAUCAACUCAGAUUCAUCUAUAGAAGGUAAUUACACUCUCAGAGUUGACUGUACACCCCUUCUUCAUCAGUUGGUGUAUAAACUGACAAAAGAGAUCUCCAGCCCUGAUGAUGGUUUUGAGAGUAAAUCUCUUUAUGAAAGCUGGUUAGAAAAGGACCCUUCAUCAGAAAGUAAAACUUUGCCUAGAAUCAGCAAGCUGGGAUCUGGAAGUGAUUUUGAAGCUUAUUUUCAGAGACUUGGGAUUGCUUCAGGAAGAGUCCGUUACACUAAGAAUAAGAAAACAGAUACUUACAGCAGCUAUCCAAUAUACCAUACAAUUUAUGAGACAUUUGAGUUGGUAGAGAAGUUUUAUGACCCCACGUUUAAAAAGCAGCUUGCUGUGGCUCAGUUACGAGGAGCAUUGGUUUAUGAGCUUGCAGACGCUAAAAUCAUUCCUUUCAAUAUUCAAGACUAUGCAAAAACUUUGGAAAACUAUGCAAGGAGCAUCUAUAAUUCAUCCAGGACACAUGAGCAAGCGUGUAGAAGCCAUGGAGUAUCAUUUGAGUCCUUAUUUUCUGCUGUGAAAAACUUCUCAGAAGCCGCUUCAGAUUUCCACAGAAGACUUUCACAAGUUGAUCUGAAUAACCCUAUAGCAGUGAGAAUCAUGAAUGACCAGCUGAUGUUUCUUGAAAGAGCAUUCAUUGAUCCUCUUGGUUUACCAGGGAGGCCGUUCUAUAGGCACAUCAUCUUUGCUCCAAGCAGCCACAACAAAUAUGCUGGUGAAUCAUUUCCUGGCAUCUUUGAUGCUAUGUUUGAUAUUGAAAAUAAAGCAGAUCCUCAUUCAGCCUGGAAAGAAGUGAAGAAACACAUUUCUAUUGCAGCCUUUACAAUCCAAGCAGCGGCAGGGACUCUGAAAGAAUUCUUAUAGUAAAGUCUCAGGUAACUGGCUGCCAUUAAAAGUCUGAGGAUGAAAUCUAUCUUUCUGAUAACACAUGAAGCCAGAGUAUGCUAAAAUUUUGCUUUUCAUGUCAUGUUUUGACUUUAGACUUCCAGCUUGUUCAUCGGUCAAGAGAUUUUUGGCUCUAAAAAUUUAAAACGUUAUCGUCAAAGUGCUAAUCCAAUAAAACAAACCAAAGAACUUCAUCAUUUGUAGUAGAAUGGAGUAAGAAAUGGCAACCCACUCCAGUAUUCCUGCCUGGAAAGUACCAUGGACAGGGAAGCCUGGCUGGCUACAGUCCAAGGACAUGACUGAGCACGGACAUGCAUGCAUAUGGAGAAAGAGAUGAAGUAAAUGAAAAUUCUCCAAAAUACAAUAUGGCAAGGAACUUAAACUCUUCAUACAUUGUUGGCUAGAAUGUAAAACAGUUCAACCACUUCAGAAAACAAUCUGGCACUUUUUUAUAAAGUUAAAUAUAUACUCAUAGCUCAAAUUCUACUUCUAGGUAUUUAGUAAGGAAAAGUAAAAACGUGAUCACCAAGA